This is a messenger RNA of Micropterus dolomieu (smallmouth bass), 2657 nucleotides long. It is a transcript of the gene hoxb4a, whose product is annotated as homeobox B4a. The record is from RefSeq and is a predicted model, not a curated record. The transcript has 2 exons. Gene Ontology annotation, molecular function: DNA-binding transcription factor activity, RNA polymerase II-specific; RNA polymerase II cis-regulatory region sequence-specific DNA binding. Lineage: Eukaryota; Metazoa; Chordata; Actinopteri; Centrarchiformes; Centrarchidae. Gene Ontology annotation, cellular component: nucleus. Gene Ontology annotation, biological process: embryonic skeletal system morphogenesis; anterior/posterior pattern specification; regulation of transcription by RNA polymerase II. The coding region runs from base 89 to 841 and encodes 250 amino acids.
AGGAAUAACCGAAGAGUAAAGGGAUGAGAUAUAUAUUUUAGUUAUAUAUUUUCCGAGUAGGUGCAAUUCCACAAAAAGACUGAAAUUAAUGGCCAUGAGCUCCUAUUUGAUCAACUCCAACUAUGUGGACCCGAAGUUCCCACCAUGCGAGGAAUACUCACAGAGCGACUAUCUGCCCAGCCACUCUCCGGACUAUUACAGCUCCCAGAGGCAGGAGCCUGCUGCCUUUCAACCGGACUCUCUCUACCACCAACACCAUCAGCACCACCAGCAGCAGCGAGCCGAGCCGCCGUACACGCCGUGCCAGCGCGCAGGGCAGCCCGCUUCGGUGGUGAUGUCCCCUCGGGGUCACGUCAUCCCCCCGGCCGGGCUGCAGACCACUCCGGUCCCGGAGCAGAGCCACCGAUGCGACUCGGUGACACCCAGCCCGCCUCCGUCUUGCGGACAAACGCCCCACAGCCAAAGCACUUCAUCCCCCGGCAGUACUCGUAAGGACCCCGUAGUCUACCCUUGGAUGAAGAAAGUCCAUGUAAACAUCGUGAGUUCAAACUACACAGGGGGUGAGCCGAAGCGCUCGCGGACGGCCUACACGCGCCAGCAGGUCCUGGAGCUAGAGAAAGAGUUCCACUACAACCGGUACCUGACGCGCAGGCGCAGGGUGGAGAUCGCGCACACGCUGUGUCUGUCAGAGCGGCAGAUCAAGAUCUGGUUCCAGAACCGGAGGAUGAAAUGGAAGAAGGACCACAAGCUGCCAAACACCAAGGUCCGCUCCGGGGCCAGCAACAAUAACACAAACUCCCCGGCUCUAACCGGGUCCCAGAACCGCACCGGGUCCCUAUAGCCCGGUUCUCUGGCUCUUUGUCUGAUGUUGCCCUCCCUUUCCCUGAUUCCCAAACUGAACUCCGAAGCAGCAGCCACGCUUCUUACCACCGAAGCCUGCACUUUGGACCGGAAUAAUGCCUUUGCUCUGGAGGGAGUGAUGGAGGGAUGUCAUUGCUGCCUGAUCGGCCCUGAUGGGUGCUGAUGUUUCACACUAUAAAAUGACGCUAUGAUGUGGGAGGGGGUGUGGGGGAAUUUCCCAUUCUUAAAAAAUGAAAUGAACAAAAGAAGAAGAAGAAGACUGAAAGAACUGAGAAUAUGAUGCGGCCGCUUCUUUGCUUCUAUCCCCCAGCUCUCUCUCUGCUUUUUAUAUUUCUGUCUUUUUAUACUCCUCUCUCUCUCCCUCUCUAUGACAGAGCAUAAGAUGGUGGGCCGAGGAUAACGUGCCCGCAUGCGUGUGGUUUCUGUCCUUCUUUUUUCUAUCCGAGACGUUUUUGGUGAAGAUGGAUCCUCGUUUUCAUCUUUAAUCAUGCCAAGCUCGGGCCCCAUUUGUCAUGUUUACUCUGCGGGUACAAAGCAAAGGGGUGCACCGCGGCUCUGCCCAUUACCCCUCGCCCCUACCCCCCGCACCCCUUUCCCAAAUCACUAUCCCUCAACCCCCCCACCCCACCCCACUCACACGCGCACGUGUAAUUAAUGGAACUCUCGUUUCGUCAAGAGAAGUAUUCUUACACACAUACAAAACCCGUGCAUGCCCACAUCCCUCUGUCCGCCCUUAUAGUAGCUAUUCUGACAUCGACUAUAACCUUCGGUAUGAUCCAAAAUGACACCAGGCAGUUUUCUGUCUUGCUGUUAUCAUUAUAACUGUUGGUAUUUCUGUUUUGUUUAAUGACAAAAUAUAGCUUUUCAAAUUUUAAUUAUAGUUCUUUUUGAAUUCAGUGUUGAUUGUAAAAUUAUACUUUAUGAUGUUAUUGCUGAGAAUGACAUGGAGCGUUUGUGUGGUCCGUGGAUUGUUCAUUGUGUGAUGUUGUAUACAGGGAAACAGAGUGACAGGGUGAGUCAAGUGAAAUAAAGUUAAAUUAAGGCAUUUUCCACUACGUGCCAAACAGGGUUUAUAAAGCUGCCUAAACAAAGGACACUAUCCAAACCAAAAUCCUGGUACAAAUAGCUCAAGACUACAUUAUGAACGCAGCACUAUACAAUGUAGGCUACUACCUAUUACCUCAGUUGUACUUAUAUAUUAUUUUAUUUUUGGUCAUUUUAUUUUCUCUUGCUCGUUUAAUGAAGUGACAGCUUUUCCAGCUUUUAUAUUUUUGAAAAUGUGUGACGAGUUAUUAUAAUAAUUAUUGUUACUUGCAAUACAAAAAAAGCGCUAUUAAUUUCUUGUAUGUGGACAUUUUUAAAAUGUAAUUUAAUUAUAAACAGUUGUUCUGGCCAGGGACACUCGGAAAAAUAAGGAGCUUUUUAUCGCAUGUCUGAAUGAUGUUGAUUUAUUUUUCUAUCCUUUCCUUUUGUCUCUCCUUUCUCUGCACAUUAAAUGCGCACACACUUCCUUUUUCGUAUCUGCUUCUCCUCCUCUCUCUGCUAUGUCUCCUUGUGCCACUUUUUUAGGUAUUUUAUUCUGCUAGUAUUUUUAUUUUAAUUGAUGUUAUUUUAUUUACAUUCCAAAGAUCCGUUUCUAUCGUUAUUGGUGAUGAUAAUGAUGAUGGUAUUGUUGAACAUGUGUUACCUCCUCCGGUAUGUAAUUUGCUCCUCUCUCUGCUUAUACCUCCUCAGUGUCUACCUUCCUAUUAUUUGUAAAUAGUUCAUAGAAAUUUAAAUAAAUGGCUAAAAAAGUG